GAAAACCGAUAAGGCCACCACCAGUCACAGAUAGCCUUGCCUUGAUAAGAGAGGAUAACAAAUCAAGUAGACGGCAAGAGAGACACACAGAGGAAACAGAAUCAUGGCUACUUCAAUAUCAAUGAUAUCGUCAUCACCGCCACCUUGGAUGGCGUCGAGUCGAACAAGAAGUAAUGGCAGCGCAUCAGCUUCACUCUCUCUUAUUUCUGGUUCAAGAACGAAAAGGGAUUUUUCAAUGAAUGUGGCCACCAACUCUCCAACUCGCUCGGGGCUGCUUCAUUGCUCCUUCCUUUCUUCCUCUUCUCUCUCUUUACCUUCUUCCUUCUCAGGUUUAUCUCUGGGAUUGGAUUUGAAUUCUAACAUCGGAGUAAGAAAGGAUAUAGGUAGUGGUCUGGUGGUGAGAGCUGGGAAGGCUGCACUUUGUCAAACCAAGAGAAACAGGUCCAGAAAGUCUCUGGCUCGGACUCAUGGCUUCCGUCGAAGAAUGAGAACCACUAGUGGGAGGGCAGUGUUGAAACGUCGACGUGCUAAAGGAAGAAAGGUCCUUUGCACCAAGUCCAAUCCCAAUAGUGGGAAAGGUUCAUAAUCCUUAAUUCAGUUUCUAGGUAUAUGGAUCAUAUUUAGUUAUGUGUCCAUGUUGUUUUUGCUUACUUAAUCACAUUUGAAGCGUUUGUUUAAUGAUACCAUUUUAAUUCUUAAAGUGGAAAAGCCUUGGUGAUA
Populus nigra (black poplar) is the source of this 720-nucleotide messenger RNA. RefSeq names its product large ribosomal subunit protein bL34c. Gene Ontology annotation, cellular component: mitochondrial large ribosomal subunit; ribosome. The transcript is spliced from 2 exons. Gene Ontology annotation, biological process: translation. Bases 104 to 586 code for a protein of 160 amino acids. The record is from RefSeq and is a predicted model, not a curated record. Gene Ontology annotation, molecular function: structural constituent of ribosome. NCBI's taxonomy places the organism in Eukaryota, Viridiplantae, Streptophyta, Magnoliopsida, Malpighiales, Salicaceae.